CAGGUAUGAGAAUCUAAUUAGAGAAGAAGGUUGUUGGGAUACAGUAUCAUACUCGAGUACUGUACCGCACGGUAGGCAUAUACAGAAAUGCUCGUUGUGAUGGAGGUCCUUCUACUAUAACCACAUGAAUACACAAGCAAUUAAGCUCCAUCUCCACUCCCAUCCUUCCUCAGUAUGAUACCGUAUCCACCACCGGUGCAGCACGAGCGCCGGUAUCGUACAGUACUCGUACAGCACUCUGGCAAAAAUCAUCAACCGCAUCAUAUCAUACCCCACCACCAACCAUGACAUAAACCACGCGCAGCCAAAUCAACGAAUCAGCGAUCCCCGAAAAGCCCCUCGUUUCGUUUUCCAUCCGUUUCAUUUCGCCCCCCGAGGGGCCGGCUUGGGAUUCUGUGCGGUGCACUCUAAUUAUUAUAUCAUACGCAGUCAGUCAGUCAAGGUAAAAAUAAGGGUUUGGAUAUAUAAUACGGGAAAAAAAAAGAGAGAGGAAACGAUAAGGAAAUUCCCGGCCAACCCCGGGAAUUUCAGGGAAUAACCCCCUCCCCCCCCUUUCCUUACCGUACAGUAACUCGCUCACUCAUCCACUCACUCGCUCACGUUCAUCCGAUUGUCCCUCCACCCCCCCUUUUUGUUGACACUCGAAAACAAAAUUUAGUGCUGCACAAGUACUGUACCUGUGCGAGUACUAGCGUGGUCGAGCUGAGGUUGGACGCUUUGUAUGGGGGAUGCUAUGUACUCGAGUGCCAUAUCCGACUUGAACCUCGGUCGCGCGAGUUAAAUAUCAUACGAAAAGGAGUGAUCUUUCCCCGGUUGGGGAUGAUGACGAUGCCAUGUUUUGCGCGAGUAAUCGAGUAUGCUAUGCUAUGUAUGCCACGCCGGGCUCUGCUACCGGUAUCAUAGCUACGAGCAGCUAUCGAAUGCUUAUGGCACGGGGGGUCCCAACGAAAAGGCCGCAGGGGGUCAAAGUCAAGGAUAAAAAGUCAAGGCGAAGAAAUCCAACCAUUUAUUUCUACCCGUGUUGUCAAAUAAUAAGGGCGAUACGAAUACUCGAGUACGUACAAGCGCAAGGCAAGACACCCGUGUCCCACGUUUAGUAAGAGUGAGAAUGAGCGAGAGUGUGAUGCGGGACGGUACGAGUACUGGUAACGGAGAGGCCAGCCAGCCAACCAGCCAACCAGCCAACCAACCAGCCAACCAACGCAUAACCUGCACCGAAACCGGGAGAGGUAGCUUGUAGAGAGAUACAAGUUGGGUCACGGCCUUUGCUUACGGAGAGGUACCGCAUCGAAUACAUCCACCACGGGGGGUGAAGGCUUGUGGUGAACGCGGAGGAAGAGGAGGAGGAGGAGGAGGAGGAGGUGGUGGUGGUGGUGGUGGUGAUACAAGUACGAGUACAUACCGGUAGUGGAUUCUGAGUGAGCGUAGCCUACGGUAUGUCCACUGGCAUAAGCUACCGGUAACGAUAGGUCAGCCCUCCCACUGAACCCGUUUGUGUGAGAUGAUGUGUGUACCGUAACUGUACCGUAUGUUAUGUGUAUGUGCGCGUAUAUGUAUCCUCUCCUCGCACCGGCAGCGUGAAACUACAGUAUCCGCCAGAAGGAAGAGAAAAGAAACGAAGCCUGCCAGUCAGUCCGUUAACUCGUGCCUAUCAUAACUGUACAAUACAAUAUUAGGAUGUCAUAACCCUGCCUUUUCAUUUCGUUCAUUCAUCGAGAUGUGUGGUGGUGGUGGUGGUGGUGGUUGUUCCCAUUCUACUCUGCCCUGCCCGCCCUAUCCUGCCUCAUUCUAACUUACCAUACCCAUACCACACCAUACCGGUACCAGACCAUACCAUUCCAUCCACACACGCCCCCCCCCAUAACCUCUACAUUCCCUAUCAUUUGGUACGGGCACUGUAGCUUUUUCGGUUUCACCCUUUUUAUUUUUCUUUUCUGGGUCCCCUUCUUUCUUGUCAUUUUCUUUUCUUUUCCCCUUCCUCUUCUUCUUCUCCUUCCUUUCCCUUUCCCUUGUUACUUUGUUCUUUCCUGAGCAUAACAACGUUGGAACUUUUUUAUCACUCUAGCUAUCAUUCUUUAUCAAGGUGAGCAGCUGUGUUCCUUUGUCCCCCCCCCCCUUGUUGCGGUUGAUGAUUGUCGGUCGGUUGUCGGAGGUUCUCUACUUUUCGAAGCUUCGCUUUGAUGGCUGGAGAAGGGAAGAGGGAUCAGGAACCUUUCUUUAGCCGUUUGCCUUUCUCGCCUGCCCAGCUCUGCUUGAUCUGCUUUACUUGGUGGUGUUAGUCUGGUUUACGAUGGGUACGAUGGUAGCUGCGCGUGUGAGCUACCGCACGCUGCUUAAUUACCUACACCCAUCUGCCUCCCUACCAUGUGACUCACUGAGAAGAGCAAAAAAAAAAAAAUCCAAGGAAAACGAAGAAAGAAAGAAAGAGAAGAAAAAAAAAGAGAAGGCAAAAACCGCAGGAAAUUCACCAUGCCACAGAUCACUUGAUAAAACAGGAGGAAAAGCCAACUGACUGACCCAUCCACCAGAACUCCCAAACCUUUUCUUCUUCUCCAAGCAACACUACCACCCAACAUGGCCACCACAGCAACCUCCAUGUCCGUCGCGAUCCCGACCUCCCGCCUCCACCGCGGCGGCAAAGCGACGGUAUCCGACAACAACGCGUUCACGCUCCCUGAGCCGUACUCCCACUUUCCCACGCCGCCGAACUCCAUUUCGCCCUCCCUGCCACCGGUGCCGAACCCUGUGACUGCAUCCGUGGACUCGGACAUUGACGUUCCGGACAUUGUUGCCGGGACCAGCACUACUCCCGCUCAUCACCACCACCACCAGCUGAAUGCAGCACCCGCAACCUCGUUGCUUGCUGAAACAACGGGGGCAAUCACUCCGGCCCUCCUGGCGAAAUACCACCUUCCAGAGAUUCUGCUUAGGCACGGCCCACUGGCGAUCCGACACUUGACAGCACAUCUGAUCUCUGCCAUACCGGGUUUCUCUAGUAUUCCACCGGCAAAGCAGCGGCGACUAGUGGUUGGCGCGUUGGAAGGGCGUGGUGGGGUGAGUGGGAGCGAGGGCGAGGCUGGUGGUGUCAAUGGUGACGUGGUCUUUGAAAAAGUGGGCUGGGGACGCUGGGAUGCGCGGAUGAAGUCCGAUCCACCGAGGUCCCAUCGGGGGAUAUCGCCAGCAGCUUCUGAUCACUCCAACUUCGUGAAGACGAGGGUUGGAGUUGUGGGCACGAGCUACACUGGCGAGUCGGGCAUCUUCGUGCAAUCGGAGGAGGAGGGAGAGGAGUCUAUGGAUUCAGAGGGCGUGGAGGAAGAGGACGGGGUUGAUAGGAUGUCACUGGAUGAUUCCUCGUCUUCUGAAGAUGGUGAGGAGGACGACGAUGAUGGAGACGUCACGGAUGAGGAAGACUGGGCCCAAAUGGGCGCGGCCAUGCUCAGGAAUCAAGUUGGGUCGCCGAUAUCCCCUACAGGUGGCGGGUUCGAUAACCUUCCGACGGCGUGGGGAGCUUCGGCCAGGGCUAGGGAGGAACGGGAGGCUGUAGAAGCUCUUGUUAAACUCAGCUCUGUGUGAUCCAUUUCGGUUCGGCGUAGGUUGUUUAUUUUUUCCUUUUUUACACUGUCUAUUCGGCGUAUGGGUUUCUAUUAUUCUGUCCGGAGAAAUUAAAUACAUGGCUGUGGGGAUUGGGUACUUUUAUCAUUUCUCUUUAUGUCGGGAGGGGAAACUUUGUUUUGGGCGUUUUUCUUAUAUCUUCAUCUCUCCUCUCCCUUCACUAUCAUCAGACUCAUCACUUGCAUAAACGUUUAACUAUCUCCCCCGAUUCCCCCCCCUUCUUCCACCAUUAUUGGUUGGUCUCCGUUUAAUCAUCGUCGCAUUACAUUUCUUCUUUUAUUAUAAUUCCUUUUUCCAUUUCCGGUUCCUCCCCUCCCAUUGCAUUAUAUUCCGACCCUACCCUACCCUUCCCCCCUCACAAGGAACAAACGAAACAAAAAAAACCGAAAAGCACGACCAAGAGAAAAAAAAAGGAGAAAAACAAAAAAGUUGUGGACUCAUUCAUUUGACUAUCUACAUAUCAUACUCCCCCAGAUGAACUCAGGUCUUAACUGAUACUCGGGUUCCAUCUACACCUCUACUUUUUUCUUUUCUUUUUUUCCUUACUCAUCCAUUCAUGGACACCUCUUGACUGAGAAUGGCCAUGUAUGGCAUGACAUGUAUGUACAUCAGGGUGUUUUUUUUCCUUUAAACUUUGCCCGGGGCUAGUCAGGGCAGGGCAAGAUUUCUUUCACUUUUUAUUUUUUUAUUUUUUCAUUCCCACGGUGGUGCUCCUUCAUUAAAGAGCGGAAGAGGCGGACUACGACCUAUCAGCCACGAACGUGCCUAGGCACCAUACCAGUAGU
Messenger RNA from Tuber aestivum (summer truffle), 4397 nucleotides. The record is from the annotation of a GenBank genome assembly. NCBI's taxonomy places the organism in Eukaryota, Fungi, Ascomycota, Pezizomycetes, Pezizales, Tuberaceae.